GCUUGCCCAUCAGCACCAGUGGUAGUAGGACCACCAGGACAGCCAGGGCGAGAUGGACGGAGGGGAAAACAAGGACCGAAAGGAGGAUUAGGACCUGUGGGACCACAAGGACAAAAAGGUCCAACUGGAGAACCCGGACCUCAAGGUGCGCCAGGACGGCAAGGAGAAGUGGGAGCUCAAGGAGAUCAAGGUGAUAUAGGACUUCGGGGUCAAAGAGGACAGGAUAUGGGGAGAUGA
Messenger RNA from Acanthocheilonema viteae, 237 nucleotides. NCBI's taxonomy places the organism in Eukaryota, Metazoa, Nematoda, Chromadorea, Rhabditida, Onchocercidae. The record is from the annotation of a GenBank genome assembly.